CGGAGCGGAGCGGGUUGUGCUGUGCGGGCCGUGCCCCGCCGCCUCCGGCUCGCUGUCCCCGCUCGACCGAGAUGGUGCGUUGAGUCAUUUUCAAGUGAUGCUGCUGUACCACUCUGAAGUAAAAAUACAUUAAAGAAUUGAAGGUGCAAGAGUGCACCAGCAUUCUCCUGCCUAGAAAGCCACCCUUCAAGUGAAUGUACUGAAGAUUUCUAGGCUGGGUCGGACAAAUACCUCUACCUCCAGUUUUAUGAAUACUGCUCACCAUGGCUGUGGAACUCUGUUUGCUGCUGCUGCUGUUUUGUGGAAGUACUAUUUCAGAGGUACAGCCUAUAUACAAACCACCUCCUGGAACUUUGGAUUUUGGAUUUGUACCAGCCAAGACGUAUGAUACAGGUGCAUACCAUGAACCUGGGGCAAUAGGAAUUUUGUUUAAAAUAGUACAUGCGUUCCUGUACUUAGUACAGCCAAAUACUUUUCCUCAAGAUCUCAUCAGAAAACUAGCACAGCAGCAGUUUGGAAAUACACAGGGCGAUUAUCAAAAGCCAGAAAAUGUUGUCCUGACUCUUCAGGCCAUCUACUAUGAAAUCGGUUUUAUAGUCUCCGCAGCCUUGGGAUUGCUAUUUAUUUUGUUACUGCCUCUUGUGGGACUUUGCUUCUGUAUGUGUCGUUGCUGUGACAACUGUGGUGGGGAAAUGCAUCAAAGACAGAAGAAAAAUGCUGACUGUCAGAGGAGCUGUUUUGCAACAUUUCUUUUUGUUGCGUCUUUAAUAAUAAGUGUUGGAGUGCUGUGUGCAUAUGCUGCCAACCAGCAUUUAACUAACCAAGUCCGAGGAGCAAAGAAACUGGUUAACAGUAAUUUUAAAGAUCUGAAAAUUUUCCUUAACGACACUCCAGCGGUAAAAAACUUUUAUUUUAUGGGGAAUGAGGGUGGGAGGGAAGAGGCAUAAGUAAGAAAUAU
Sturnus vulgaris (Common starling) is the source of this 958-nucleotide messenger RNA. NCBI's taxonomy places the organism in Eukaryota, Metazoa, Chordata, Aves, Passeriformes, Sturnidae. The record is from RefSeq and is a predicted model, not a curated record.